Molecule: messenger RNA, 2833 nt
Organism: Engraulis encrasicolus (European anchovy)
Lineage: Eukaryota; Metazoa; Chordata; Actinopteri; Clupeiformes; Engraulidae
Gene: hsp90b1
Product: heat shock protein 90, beta (grp94), member 1
Exons: 18
Coding region: 95-2494 (799 amino acids)
Biological process (GO): protein folding
Cellular component (GO): endoplasmic reticulum; perinuclear region of cytoplasm
Molecular function (GO): ATP hydrolysis activity; ATP binding; ATP-dependent protein folding chaperone
Source: RefSeq, a predicted model, not a curated record
CAUUUCCAAGGCUUUUGCCGGAGAAGCGCGUGUGUGCGGCAUCCGUGGGACUGUAAUCAAUAAGCAGUCUGAAGUAAAUUAUUUUUGUGUCACAAUGAAGCGGUUAUGGGUCGUAGGGCUUCUCUGUGCCCUUCUUGCAUUCACAUCUGUGAAGGCAGAUGAUGAAGUUGACAUCGACGGAACUGUGGAGGAUGACCUGGGCAAGAGCAGGGAUGGAUCCAGGACAGAUGAUGAAGUGAUACAGAGGGAGGAAGAGGCCAUCCAGCUGGACGGAUUGAAUGCGGCACAGAUUAAGGAAAUCCGUGAGAAGUCGGAAAAGCAUGUCUUCCAGGCGGAGGUGAACCGUAUGAUGAAGCUCAUCAUCAACUCUCUCUACAAGAACAAGGAGAUCUUCCUCAGGGAGCUCAUCUCUAACGCCUCUGAUGCUCUGGACAAGAUCCGCCUGCUCUCUCUCACCAACGAAGAUGCUCUGGCUGGCAACGAAGAGUUAACCGUUAAGAUUAAGGCGGACAAGGAGAAGAACAUGCUGCACGUGACGGACACGGGUGUGGGCAUGACCAAGGAGGAGCUGGUGAAGAACCUGGGCACCAUCGCCAAGUCGGGCACCAGCGAGUUCCUCAACAAGAUGACGGAGAUGCAGACGGAGGGCCAGUCCACCUCCGAGCUGAUUGGCCAGUUCGGCGUGGGCUUCUACUCUGCCUUCCUGGUGGCCGACAAGGUCAUCGUCACCUCCAAGCACAACAACGGCACGCAGCACAUCUGGGAGUCUGACUCCAACGAGUUCUCAGUCAUCGAGGACCCACGAGGGGACACGCUGGGACGCGGAAGCACCAUCACCCUUGUGAUGAAGGAGGAGGCCUCUGACUUCCUGGAGCUGGAGACUAUUAAGAACCUCGUCAGGAAAUACUCUCAGUUCAUUAACUUUCCCAUCUACGUCUGGAGCAGCAAGACCGAGACUGUGGAGGAGCCCAUUGAUGAGGAUGAGGAGGUGAAAGAGGAGGCCAAGGACGAGGACGCCACUGAGGAUGAGGCCGAGGUGGAAGAGGAAGAGGAGAAGGAGGAUAAGCCCAAGACUAAGAAGGUGGAGAAGACUGUGUGGGACUGGGAGCUGAUGAACGACAUCAAGCCCAUCUGGACGCGGCCCGCCAAGGAGGUGGAGGAGGACGAGUACACCGCCUUCUACAAGACCUUCUCCAAGGACUCUGAUGACCCCAUCGCUCACAUCCACUUCACCGCUGAGGGAGAGGUGACCUUCAAAUCCAUCCUGUUCGUGCCUGCGUCUGCCCCUCGUGGCCUGUUCGACGAGUACGGCUCCAAGAAGAACGACUAUAUCAAGCUGUUUGUGCGCAGAGUGUUUAUCACUGAUGACUUCCACGACAUGAUGCCCAAAUAUCUCAACUUCGUCAAGGGAGUGGUGGACUCUGAUGACCUGCCCCUGAAUGUGUCCAGAGAGACCCUGCAGCAGCACAAACUGUUGAAGGUGAUCCGCAAGAAGCUGGUGCGCAAGACACUGGACAUGAUCAAGAAGAUCGCAGAGGAGCAUUACAACGAGAAGUUCUGGAAGGAGUUUGGCACCAACAUCAAGCUGGGCGUGAUCGAGGACCACUCCAACCGCACGCGGCUGGCCAAGCUGCUGCGCUUCCAGACCUCCAACAGCGAGAAGGAGGUGGCCAGCCUGGAGCAGUACGUGGAGCGCAUGAAGGAGAAGCAGGACAAGAUCUACUUCAUGGCCGCCACCAGCAGGAAGGAGGCGGAGUCUUCUCCCUUCGUGGAGCGUCUGCUGAAGAAGGGCUACGAGGUGAUCUACCUGACAGAGCCGGUGGACGAGUACUGCAUCCAGGCGCUGCCAGAGUUCGACAGCAAGCGCUUCCAGAACGUGGCCAAGGAGGGCAUCAAGUUCGACGAGAGUGAAUCGGCCAAGGAGAGGAGGGAGGCCCAGGAGAAGGAGUUUGAGCCCCUUGUCUCCUGGAUGAAGGACAAUGCCCUCAAGGACAAGAUUGAGAAGGCCGUUCUGUCCGAGAGGCUGACCAACUCUCCAUGCGCCCUGGUGGCCAGUCAGUAUGGCUGGUCAGGCAACAUGGAGCGCAUCAUGAAGGCUCAGGCCUACCAGACUGGCAAGGACAUCUCCACUAACUAUUACGCCAGCCAGAAGAAAACCUUAGAGAUCAACCCCAGACACCCUCUCAUCAAGGAGAUGCUCAAGAGAGUAAAUACUGAUGCUGAGGAUCAGACAGCAGCUGACCUGGCGGUGGUUCUGUAUGAGACGGCCACGUUACGUUCAGGCUACCAGCUGGCUGACACAAAGGCCUACGGGGAGCGCAUCGAGAGAAUGCUGCGACUCAGCAUGAACGUAGACCUCUCCGAACAGGUGGAGGAGGAGCCAGAGGAGGAGCCUGAAGAAGCACCGGAGGAAGAGGAUAAAGACGACACAGAGAUCGACGCUGAAGAUGACGACGACACAGACAAGACUUCGACAGAGAAAGAUGAGCUCUGAGAGAUUGUGACAAACUGACGGGAGGUGCAGGAUUUGGAGCGGGGGCGGGGGCGGGGGCGGGGGCAGGACUUUUGGGGUGUCCCCCGCCCUUUGACGACUGAACGUCUCUGCCAGGGGGUGGGGAAUUGAGGGAAUUGGGGUGGGGGAGUCAAGGGAGAGGCAGGGGUGCGUAUAAAUGGGGGAGGGUUUUUUAGGCACUGUUUGUGUUUUGAAAUUGUUUUUCUUUUUUUUCUUUUUUUUUACAUUCCUCAUGACUGUAAAUUUGUUAAUAUUUAACGGAGCUGGUUAUGGAGUUCUGAUUUCCUGUCACGUGAACCAUUAAAUGUUUGCGAAAAGGGA